AUGUCGUGGCUCUUCGGUUCUUCCGGUAUGUCCAAUCCAUCCUUCUUCGCUAUCCACACUUCCGCCAUCUCCGAUGCCUGCGCAAUGCGCAUGGUCUACACUACUAGCCCAGAGGAGAAGAACGCUCCGGCUCCUGUCGAACCCAAGACCCAGUCCGCGCAAACCGAAAAGCCCAAGCCCUGCUGCGUUUGCAAGGACGAGAAGACCGCCCGUGACGACUGCAUGCUGUUCUCCAAGUCCGAUGACCCUCAGAAGGAGUGCCAGUCAAUGGUCGAAAAGUACAAGACCUGCAUGGCCGGCUUCGGCUUCAAGGUCUGA
Messenger RNA from Penicillium atrosanguineum, 318 nucleotides. RefSeq names its product copper metallochaperone COX17. Gene Ontology annotation, biological process: mitochondrial respiratory chain complex IV assembly. The transcript is spliced from 3 exons. Gene Ontology annotation, molecular function: copper ion binding; copper chaperone activity. The record is from RefSeq and is a predicted model, not a curated record. Gene Ontology annotation, cellular component: mitochondrial intermembrane space. NCBI's taxonomy places the organism in Eukaryota, Fungi, Ascomycota, Eurotiomycetes, Eurotiales, Aspergillaceae. The coding region runs from base 1 to 318 and encodes 105 amino acids.